CGUGUCUUUUUCAAAUAGGAAUCUGCAUUCAUGCCUGGCUACUGAAGUUUAUAUUCGAUUUAAAAAUGGUAUAAAGCAUUAAUAGUCAUAUAUAUUUUUUUCGUUAAUUCUUUAUAUGAUUUUACUUUUAAUUCCCCGUUUUUUUAAAUUUAGCUCUUUUUAUUUUACAGAAGCUGCUCAUCACUGACCAGCUGAGCAGUGUUGAGCAACCUACUACCUAUAACACUUAAAACAUCGAUAAAUCUCAUUACUAUCGAUAUUAUACACUAACCAGUGAUGUUUAACGACAGCCAUUAGUGUUGCCUAGUUUUUGAAAACAGCACGUGUGCCGCUUUGGCACAGAAAUUAGUUUUUCUGAUUAUACUCGAAGUAAAUACAUUAAAAUGACAGCCGUAGAGCCACUUGCAAAGAAAAAGCGCAAGAUUUCCAAGAAGAAUAAAUCUGCAUGGCGCAAGACAGACAUCCAGGAUGUGGAGCAGUUUUUGGAAGACCAGCGACAGGAGGAGCGUAUCGGGACAUUCACGGACAAGCAAGACAAAGACCUGUUCGUGGUAGAUGCCACGCCACAGAAAACGAAACCAUCGUUGCUAAGUGUUAAACAAAAGCGAAAGCUGAACGCCAAAAAACCGAUGCGCACCUACCAGGCGCUGGAGAACACAUCCAAGGUCGAGGAUCCCAUAGCCAAACGCAAUAAAGUGAAACAAAAGAAGAACGGACGCAAUAUUGAGUUGGAGGUGUGCAAUCCCACCAAGCCACGCCAUCGCCAAGCCAACAGUGAUCGCGCACUCUACUAUGCGAAGUUGGAACAAAGGCUCGAGGACAAGAAAAGUAAAAAGUUACCAGUAGAGAAAGACAUCUGGCAGGAAGAAGACUUCCGCGACAAGAUCCCUGGAUUGAAAGACAAAAAGGGCUGGAUCAGUAGGGAGUUAGCGCUGCACGUGGCUGGGAAUGUAGGAAAGAAGGUGGUCAAGACUCAUGCCAGUCUGCACCAUAACACCACUAAGGCCAAAAAGUUCGCGCUGCCGCACCCGGGCAUGAGUUACAAUCCCUCGUUGCAAGACCAUCAGGAACUACUGCAGCAGGUGGUAGAGCGGGAGGAGGGUAUCAUCAAAAAGGAGAAACAUUUAAAGCGCGUGACCACCAGCAUGUUCUCUAAAGUAACGCCCGAAGAGCGUGACCAGCGCCGAGUGCAGGAGAUGAGUCAGGGUAUGGAUGAUGAACAGGACGAUCAGGAGGAGCAGGAGGAAGAUCCGAAUCCCGGACAAGAGGACAAGCCCUAUCAUACGAUUAACGCUCCCGUGGAAAACAAGAAGAAGAGUAAACAGGCUCGCAAUAAAGAGCUUAAGCAGAAGGAGCUACAGCGUCAAACCGAACUGAAGCGGAAGCUUAAGCGACAAACAGCCGACUUGAUUCGGAUCAAAUCCAUUCGUGCCGAGUUAAACGAAGAAGAGGAAGAACUGAACGACCUGAAGAAGAGGCGCAAGCAGCGCGCCGAGAAGGCAAAGUUCAAUCCGAAACGUUUAGGGCGGCACAAAUUCGAGGAGCCGGACGUGGAUGUAAAUAUGCCAGAGGAUUUGGCCGGAAAUCUUCGCAAUGUCAAGACCGAGAGCAGCUUGCUGAAGGACCGCUUCCUUCUUAUGCAGAGGAACAAUAUGCUGCCCACAACAAAGGCAGUCGGACGCAAGAAGGCCAAGGUUAAACGCUUCGCACGCAGCUCCCAUAAAGAACCGGGCGUCAGCUACCAAGAUUUAAAAGAGCGUCGUAAGAAAGCUGCCGCUGCUGCCUCUUCUAACUCUGACACCAUCAAGAUAUAAGUUGGCUAUUUAGGUCAUAUAUUAGUUUUUAUUAUAUUAAGCCUACAAUACAUUAAAUUGUAAACCCUGUAA
Molecule: messenger RNA, 1886 nt
Organism: Drosophila bipectinata
Lineage: Eukaryota; Metazoa; Arthropoda; Insecta; Diptera; Drosophilidae
Product: ribosome biogenesis protein NOP53
Biological process (GO): ribosomal large subunit assembly; rRNA processing
Cellular component (GO): nucleolus
Molecular function (GO): 5S rRNA binding
Source: RefSeq, a predicted model, not a curated record